Molecule: messenger RNA, 2112 nt
Organism: Exaiptasia diaphana
Lineage: Eukaryota; Metazoa; Cnidaria; Anthozoa; Actiniaria; Aiptasiidae
Product: TBC1 domain family member 13
Exons: 17
Coding region: 16-1254 (412 amino acids)
Biological process (GO): intracellular protein transport; activation of GTPase activity
Molecular function (GO): GTPase activator activity
Source: RefSeq, a predicted model, not a curated record
CGAGACUAAUCCAAUAUGGCGUACAAACAGAGGGUGGCUGAGUUCCAGACUGUCCUCAAUGCGCAAGUUAUCAAUAUUAGAAGGCUACGAAUGCUGUGUUUCAAUGGUAUACCAGAUGAUUCAGGGAUCCGUGCUCUUUGUUGGAAGUUGAUGCUUGGUUACCUACCCUUAGAAAGAGAGUCUUGGAGUAAAUUCUUAGGAACACAAAGGUCAACCUAUAAACAGUUUGUUCAUGAGAUUAUAGUAGAGCAAAGUAGAGGUGUAAAAUCAGGAGCUCACGGGAGUGAAACACAUGUAGACCAUCCAUUGAAUCCAAAUCCAGACAGUGGAUGGGUGGGAUACUUCAAAGACAAUGAAACUCUUUUACAAAUCGAUAAGGACUGCAGGAGGCUUCUCCCUGACAUUUCCUUUUUCCAAAUGGCGACAAGAUAUCCUAACGAGGAAAUGAUGGGUGAUGAUAUUGAUUUUGAAACUCUGCAAAAGCGUGUUCAAAACCAGCACUUAGAGGCCUCACAUGUGAACACAAGUAGAGUAGGAAUAACCAAUGUAUCAACCAAGUUGAAAAAGGUUGCUACAGAAGAAUACAGUGUAUUAGAAGAGGGUCAAGAGGCACAUUGGGAAGUUGUAGAAAGAAUUCUCUUCAUAUAUGCAAAACUGAAUCCAGGGAUUUCUUAUGUACAGGGUAUGAAUGAGAUUCUUGGCCCUCUGUACUACAUAUUUGCUUCCCACUCAAAUCCUGAGUGGCAAGCUCAUGCUGAGGCAGACUCGUUUUUUUGUUUCACCAAUUUGAUGUCUGAAAUAAGGGAUAAUUUUAUAAAAAGUCUAGAUGAAUCAGCAACGGGUAUAGGGAAUAUGAUGAAGCGUGUAUUGAAUCUACUUAGAGAAAAAGAUCUUGAACUUUAUAUUUCAUUAGAAAAACAGCAAAUGAAGCCACAGUUUUACACUUUUAGAUGGUUAACAUUAAUGCUUUCACAGGAGUUUGACCUCCCAGAUGUGAUACGAGUAUGGGACUCCCUUUUUGCUGAUGAAAAGCGAUUUGAAUUUCUUAUCUUUGUUUGCUGUGCAAUGCAUAUUGUAAUACGUGACCAGCUACUUGUGGGUGACUUUGUCCAAAGUAUGAAACUCUUACAAAACUAUCCAGAGACUGAUAUCCAGAAAAUCCUAUCAAAGGCAAUAGAGCUGAAGAAACCACCAAUUGUUGUUCCUAAACAGGAACGACACCAAAAAACAAGGUUUACUUUGAAGAAAAAGUAACUCUAGUCACAGUGAAGGCUCUAUUUCUAGGCUGGGAGGGGAGGGGAGGGGGUUUAUUCAUUCACGACAUUCCAUACUCAGGUUCAGUGACUAUGAACAAAGCAUUGAACUGAGGCGUCAAGGAACACUGAACACAGAUUUUUUCUUUUAUGUUCACUGUAUCUUGACGCCUCGUUUCAAUGGUUUGUUCGUGGUCACUGAACCUGAGUAUGAAAAGUCGUGAAUUAGCUUUCUAAUUUUGUACAUAAUUUAAUUCACUUGCUAGAGAAAAUUUAUAUAUUUGAUGUGGAAGUAUAGACAAUUACGCAAUACCAUGUCACGUAGAGUGACAGUCACGUACUUGGUCACAAUGUGAUUGUUUUGCAGACUUUGUCUCAAUAUAGAAAAAAAUAUUUAGAAUUAUUUUUAUGUAAAAAAAAUCAUAAGGAAUCUAGAAAUAUCUAUGUGAUAUUCUGGAUUCCAAAAACAAUCGGAAAGAACGGCGAAGUCGAUUAAAAAAGCAAUGUCAUCAGUGAAAACAGCCAGGGAAUAUGGAUAAGCAGGGGCGGAUCCAGCCAGUGGGUGCAGGGGGUAUGCACCCCCUCCUGAGAUCUCUAUCCUUCAAUACUUUACUUAUUUUGUAUCUUCAACAGUAACGAUUUUUCUGGGUUGCACCCCCUCUUGAGAGCCCUGCACCCCUCCCUGAGGAAAAUCCUGGAUCCGGCCCUGAUACGUUUCAUUAUAAAGAGGACUUAACCAAAAUCAUGCAUAAAUCGGCUGACGGUUUAUAUAAAAUGUUAUAUUUUUUACAGAAUGUACGAUGUUAUACAUAGAUAGUAGAGUUUUGACCAUUAAACAAAUUAAAAUUCUUUAAUAUCA